AUGAUAGCACGUAUGGCUGCGGAGGUGGCGGUGUGGAUGGGGCUUGCGGGCGUGCUGGCGGAGCUGUUGGCGUGGAGGGUGCAGAAGGGCUUCGACGACAAUCGCAAGGCGGAGCUCGACACCUGGUGCGCCGGUCGCGCGCGCCCGCUGCAGCAGCAGUUCAUAUCCACGUCCGACCACUUUAAGGUAGCAGACGGUCGACACGCGGUAGAUCGACGACCAUCUGGCACGUGUAGUACUACUAGUAGGCGAAAGGCGGUGGAGGGGUUGGUGAUGGUGUUUGGGAGGAUACAAAAGGACCCAUGGGGGGCGCACAACAACUUGACUCAGCGGCUCUUUGCCAACUACAUUCUCCGCACGCAGGCCGCCCGCCCCUGGGUGCACGCCAUUGCCUACGGAGCCUUUGUUAACGGCUCUGAAAGGGCGGUUUUUGAGCGGCGAAUGGGGUGCACACCGGGGGACAUGCAGGAGAGGCCUGCCCCACCCGCAGACUGGUACAUGGACAUGCGCUUCUGGUUCGACGAGCAGGGCCCCUUCCCCUUGGUUGAGAACAGCACGACUUGCUCCGAUGGCCACCUGCACCCGUCGUACGGGCCGGAGCUGACGCGCAUGAAGAUCACGGGUGCAGCCAUCCUCACCACGCCCUAUUUUCUAAACAAUGGCCAUCCCGGCAUGGCCAUGAUGUUCCCGAUCUUCAAGGGCAACGUGACGGCAGCAGCGCCGUGGGCAGAGAGGCAGGCAGUGAUCAUGGGCGGCAUGGCGGUAUCGGUGGACUUUGAUCGUCUCGCCGAAUCUAUCAUUCUUGAAGUGCUCCGACAAGUCGUGGAGCGUUCCCUUGAGGUCUAUGACGUCAACCCCAUGGAUGGUCCGCGCCUGCUGUACGGGGUGGGGGGCUUGGACGUGCCUCAAGGCGACCCCUUGCAAGUGGCUAAGAUCAUUCCGCCCUUGAACGAAACCAUGUUGCAGCCGCAGCGCCACAAGUCAGUGCAGCAGAUCAAUUUCACCGACAUACCAAGAACAUACCAGCUCUGGUGCCGCUUUCAGGGCUCGGACGAAGCCCACAGCAUGACUGCUGUGUUCCUGGGGGUGAUCAUCCUUGUGGUGGCGGCACUGCUGGCUGCCAUUGGCGUGAGCGUGACGAUCAACAUGCGGAGGCUGCGCGAGAAGACUAUUUCUAUGGCGAUUCUGAAGGAGAAGGCGGAGGUGGCGGAGCGCAACAAGGGUGCACACAUCGCCAACACAUCGCCAACACAUCGCUUGAGCUGCGCACCCCAAUAUUUGGCAUGGAAGGUUCGUGGCAAUAAGGUGCAUGGGUGA
Molecule: messenger RNA, 1317 nt
Organism: Closterium sp. Naga37s-1
Lineage: Eukaryota; Viridiplantae; Streptophyta; Zygnematophyceae; Desmidiales; Closteriaceae
Source: the annotation of a GenBank genome assembly